Nezara viridula (southern green stink bug) is the source of this 330-nucleotide messenger RNA. Lineage: Eukaryota; Metazoa; Arthropoda; Insecta; Hemiptera; Pentatomidae. The record is from the annotation of a GenBank genome assembly.
AUGGGUCUUGGAUCUUCACUAACUCAUUUGGUUCCUCAAGUGCCCAGGUCGCUCCAGUUUCGCUUCGCUUCUCGAGGUCGGCUUAGUGCCGUCUCCUACCGUCAGUUAUUACCGAUGGGCUUGUUCUCUGGCUUCGUGUUGGUGAACAUGAAGAGGAGCGAGGCCUGCUGGAGGGGCACACGAUGCGGUCCGUCCUCUCGAUCCUCCUGCUGCUGGUCCACAUGGGGGAGCUGGGGGAGGUGGUGGCCGGCGGCGGCUCCUGGGUCUGUGCCUGCGCCGCCUGGGCCGCCUGGUUCUCUGUCCAGUACUUCUACUUCACCAUCGAGGUAG